Messenger RNA from Clonostachys rhizophaga, 519 nucleotides. Lineage: Eukaryota; Fungi; Ascomycota; Sordariomycetes; Hypocreales; Bionectriaceae. The record is from the annotation of a GenBank genome assembly.
AUGCUUGUUGUCAAGAACAUCUCUAUCGCUGCAGCGCUCCUGACUGGAGCUGCCCAACAUGCGCUCGCUGCUCCCAUUGCAAGUUCUGAUCUUGUGCUUAGAUCUGGGGCUGGCGUUAUCACUGACGCCGUUCUGGAAGCCCGUACCCUUGGUUUCGACGAUCCUGGCCUCGAAGAGAGAAAAGUAAACGGCAAGAGGCUUCUGCAUGGUGCCGCAAGGGUCGGAAAAGGCCUUUUAAAGAUUCUUCUCCGCGAUCUAGAGGCAGGAGAAGUUUUUGAGCUCAGUGAGCGUGAGAUCAAUGACUUGAUGGAAAGAGAUGAUGCCGAGGCUGAUAUUGAGGGCCGUGAUCUUGAGGAGAGAAAAAUCAACCGCAAAAAGCUCCUUCGAGGUGCCGCAAAGGUUGGAAAGGGUCUUCUAAAAUUGCUUCUCCGCAGCGGAGAUGUUGAGGAGCGCGAUAUUCAAUUUGAUGAGCGUGAUCUUGAAUACGUGUUUGCCCGCUAUCUCCAAGAUGAGGAGUAA